AUGGCAUCCCCCAUCUUAAUCAUUGUAGCCUCUAAGAACCCCGUCAAAGUUCAAGCCGCAAAACUCGGCUUCGAAUCAGCCCUCCCAGACGCAACCUACACCGUCCGCGGCAUCAGCGUCCCCUCCGGCGUCCCAGACCAGCCCCUCACCGACGAAGAGACCCUCCGCGGAGCCCUGAACCGGGCCCGCAACGCCCGGGAGGUCGAAAAGGACGCAGACUACUGGAUCGGCCUCGAGGGCGGCAUCGACAUGCCGGCCGACCAGAGCGCCCCCAUCAUGAACUUUGCCUGGAUUGUCGUCAUCAGCCGCGACGGACGCGUGGGCAAGGCAAGGACCGGCGCGUAUUACCUCCCCGAGGAGAGUGCUGCGCUACUGCGCCAGGGCAUGGAGUUGGGGCAUGCGGAUGAUUUAAUCUUUGGCCAGACGAACAACAAGCAGAGCAAGGGGUCUGUUGGCAUGUUGACGGAUGGUGUCAUUGAUCGGACGUCCUACUAUCACCACGCUGUCAUUCUAGCUCUGAUUCCCUUCAAGAAUAAGAAUCUGACGUUUGCCUGA
This is a messenger RNA of Colletotrichum paranaense, 555 nucleotides long. RefSeq lists its product as uncharacterized. The record is from RefSeq and is a predicted model, not a curated record. The coding region runs from base 1 to 555 and encodes 184 amino acids. Lineage: Eukaryota; Fungi; Ascomycota; Sordariomycetes; Glomerellales; Glomerellaceae. Gene Ontology annotation, biological process: thiamine metabolic process. The transcript has a single exon. Gene Ontology annotation, molecular function: ribonucleoside triphosphate phosphatase activity.